UUCGAAAUUCAUCCUCGACUACGACUUCCUCGUGGCAGUGGGCGUGAUCCUUUAGCUGCUGGUUGUGAUGCGCUCCGUAUGUCGCUGGAAAGGUUUUCUAUACGUAAUAGGCCCAACACAUAUGUUGUAAGAGAAUCUAAUGGCAGCGUUUCGUAUAUGCAACUUCAUACAUCAAUUGAAACGUUUAAUGCAUCCCUGAAGCGCCAUCGAAUAAACGUGAAAAAGAGGAAGGAAACGAAGGAGGUUGAACGCUUCAAAACACAUGUCCUGUUGGCAGUUUACGGUGUCGAUCAUCCAGGACGAGAGAUAUGUGAAGUGCUAAGUGAUUGCCUACAAAAGCGCCUCGAUCAAGUAAUACUUAGCCAACUAAUCGACACACUAGCCAAGAACACACAAACAAGGUUGGACAGUGCAGAUGUGCAGUUCUUACAACGCGAUCCGGUAUCACCAGCUGGUGUAUUCAAUUAUUCGAUACCGAAUGCGAUGUCACAGUUCCUACAACCACUCAGCUACUACACUCAUCAACAUAUGCAAGCAGUGAUGCCAUCGGCGAGAUACAAGGAAGAUUAUGGCUCAGGAGGAACGUGUGUAGGGGAGCGAUCGGUUUUUCAACCGUUGCCUUUUUCUGGGAAGCACCCAGAUUCGUACGUUCCAAUUUUCUAUCUUCUUGUCAAAUCGCCACAAGAAGGAACUCGAUCUACUGGUAUUGCUGCGAUCGAGUUGCGGUUUGUAACUGGUAGAGGUGAGAUGGCCUCGUUGACAACAGGUCGCCUGAAUAUUUCAACUCAUCUGAGCUUGGCACCGACAUUCUGUAAUGUUGAGGAGCGAGAAAUGUCGUACAGAGAAAUGACGCGUACAAUUAGGUGUGAACAGCUGAAGGAAAUGCCUGGAGUCUGCGCCUUUGCUCAAGUGGCAGUUUGGCAAGCGGGAGACGUUGACCUCACUCUUUUAGAAGACCAACUUCGGCAUGUUGUACAGCUUGGUAUGUGUGACGUUGUUACCGAGUUUGGCAUUCUGAAUCUGAAUGUGAUCGAGGUUGGUGCUCAACUCCCAGUGAGCCCAGGAGUGCACAUUAGUCCGCAUUCAAAGUCCGUAUCAUCGGCUAAAACUCCCACCAGCACUUCCGAGCGUCGCCAGCAGCUUCGAAAACGAGACUCAUCGGAUGCGCUCCCUGUGGCAUCAACGCCUGGCCUUCCGACUGAUUCAUCAGUGAGAAGUAAAGGAACAUCGGUGUUCUCGUUUGAAACCCGACGUGGUUCGUUCACAUCGGAAUUGGAUAGGAUGUCUGUGGAUUAUGUUUUACCUGCCAGCAACCGCUCACCAGAUUUUGUAAAUCCUACGUUUGUCUCAACGGCAGGACCAUGGUUCGACUAUGUUGUAGAUGAAUACUCAGGGAACCCUCCAUCUUAUAUCACUGAGAAGGGAGAACGAUACACUUCCGUAUUGCGCCACUCCUGGAUGUUUGAUUGUAAACAGACCGUCAACAAGGCACUUCGUGAGAUCGUCGAUCGUGUUCUUGAACAAGUGCGAAACGUCGAUGCGAUAUAUCCCGAUCGGGUGCAGGUAUUCGAACCAAGCCCACGUCUGGGUGAGCCGGCGCCGCUAAGCUCGACAUCUUCGACAAGUAGUACGACGGCGACGAAAUCAAAUCGUGAACGACGCUAUGAGGCUGCUCCGCUCUCUGUUCAGUACUGCAUGAGUGCUGAUAUUGGACGGGAUCCAUAUGACUGUGACAUGCCCGACGCUCUGGUCAUCUGCCAGGAAAUGCAAGUUGCUAUCGAAACGCAGCGGUUUGGAUUUGAGCCAGUAGGAGCGUGCCCUGAAACGUUGUUGCGUCUGAAUAAUAGCGUGUCCAAGGAGCUGUUUCUGCCGUGUACUGAGGAAGGCCACUUUGUUCCUCGUCGUCGUAUAAUGUACGGCACAGUAUAUGGAGAGAAGCUCACCCUGUACUUUUAUAAUUUUAUGCCGUCGUUAUCAGCAUCCCUCAUGAAUAUGGUGGCAAGAGCGACAUCUUGGUACAAUUCUCGAGCCCGUCUAGUACGAGAAAUCGGCCUGCAUAAAAUGGGCAUAACGUAUUUAUCUCCUCUUGAGUACUUUCAAUCGCCUACGGACAACCCAUAUCUGGUAUUGGUUUGGCGACACCCCGAUGAGCUAUUGGACAAAGACUAUCCUCCUGAUGACCUUCAGAUAACAGCCAUUGACGCGCUGCCCAAAGGAUAUUCAGCCAGUCUUUUCCGGUUAUAUCGUAGACCUGGUGGGAACAACCUCUUUGAACAUAUUCCUCACUUGCUGCUGAAUAGAUCACCUUGUCUUAUUCAAGAUCAGCUGGAGCAGAUGCGUCAGAUAAGGAAAAACACUAGAGAACAGCUCAAUAUGGUACGUGCUUUCUCGACCGUCCACGAUUUGUUGCUAUCGGGAAGAAACAAGCUUGCGGAAUCGGAUCUGGAAAAAUUGAGGUCGGUCAGCAAACUGGUGCAUUUUGUGGAAACACCGGUAUUGUUCUUCCAAAAAUGGCGAAGAAAUAUUGCUGAAGUUCGACAGGUGCGAGCAACGGUAGAGCUGGAUCCUCGGAAAACCAAAAUCCCAACAGGUCCGUCAUCCUUAGCACCGGGCACUCGUCAACGUGCGAAUACCCUCAGUGUACCCCCAUCAGCCCCGGCACCGUUCCGAAUCAGAUCCGACAUCGAUAAUGAUGAUCCUUGUCAGGCUAAAAUUCUCUACCUUCUUAUGGGAGAUUAUGUUGCCUAUUUGUCUUCCUUGGGAUUGCAGUUGUUAAAGGUGACCAAUCUGGAACGGAGAAGUGAGGAACGUCGUAUGUAUACGAUCAACUAUCCACAAGGUUGCAAACAUGCGCCGUAUGUUGUGAUGUAUAAGGCUGCAAAAGGAGGUGUGAUGCUGGUAACUUUGUCGUUUACGCGACCGUACUUCGCGUUCAAACUCUUCAUAUGGCACCCAACGAGCUUGCGCGAAGCGAUCAAUAAAGGCGACACAUGUGCGGAUUCGUUGCGACUGAUCCGUGAGCUGCAACAGUUCAAAGAUAUUGUCAUAUCGCAAUGCCAUCUACAUUCAUUUACUUACGAUUUCCAUUUACGAAUGCUGAGCAGAUAUCUUGUGGGCAAAGAUAAAAUGCUCUUUUCACCUGGUUACAAUACACACGCAUUUCUGGUGGACUUUCUGGAAUACUAUGGUUGCAGGCCACCGAACGCAAGGAAUUGUGUUUACGAAGAACGCUGCACAUAUGCUCUACAACAUGGUGUUCGAGGCGGUGAUGUAUGGGAUCAUUUCCUAAGCUGCGAGAAGGCUUAUGGCUGGACCGUUUUGAAACUAAAGGUUCUUUACUUUCAAAUAGGAAAUUCUUAUUGA
This is a messenger RNA of Haemonchus placei, 3363 nucleotides long. NCBI's taxonomy places the organism in Eukaryota, Metazoa, Nematoda, Chromadorea, Rhabditida, Trichostrongylidae. The record is from the annotation of a GenBank genome assembly.